Astrephomene gubernaculifera is the source of this 584-nucleotide messenger RNA. Lineage: Eukaryota; Viridiplantae; Chlorophyta; Chlorophyceae; Chlamydomonadales; Astrephomenaceae. The record is from the annotation of a GenBank genome assembly.
GAGCAUUAUAGUGUAUGCGAUGCUGAAUAUUUACUGAUCUUGACAGCCAGCAAAUCUGCGGUUCAUUUUCGGAGCCUGGCCUCAGCAGUGUAGCCCACAGCCGUCCAUUUUGUUUGCAUUAGGAAAGACCAUUGCAAGCAUAACCAUUUGUAGGCGAACUUCCACAAUAUUACUGCGACGGCAGCUAUGGCGGGGCGACCGGCGAAGGCGUUAUACAGUCAGCCCGAAGACGACUGGACCACGCCCCGCUUUGUUUGCGAGCGGGUCUGCGUCAGUGACAAGCUGGUGGCCGCGGUGGGCGGUGCUGCAAAGGAGGCUGUUCCCGGCAACUGUGUGACUGUGUGCGGCGUGUCAGCGGUGGACGCCUGCACGGAGGCGUGCCAGCGGGCGGUGUGUGUGGCGGCCACCCACGUGCCCGCCUGGAACGAGGGAUGCAUCCGCCGCUGCACCGCCGAGUGCCUGCGGACCAAGCAGCAGCAGCAGCCCCCCGAGUCACAGCAGUCGUAGGGGGGGAGGGAAGACGAAUGGAUUGUAGGGGCCCGGAUGGAAGACGAAUAGACGGUGGCAGGAUGAUGGGAUACAGG